This is a messenger RNA of Oryzias latipes (Japanese medaka), 5044 nucleotides long. It is a transcript of the gene sema3c, whose product is annotated as sema domain, immunoglobulin domain (Ig), short basic domain, secreted, (semaphorin) 3C. Gene Ontology annotation, molecular function: semaphorin receptor binding; chemorepellent activity. NCBI's taxonomy places the organism in Eukaryota, Metazoa, Chordata, Actinopteri, Beloniformes, Adrianichthyidae. Gene Ontology annotation, cellular component: plasma membrane. The record is from RefSeq and is a predicted model, not a curated record. Gene Ontology annotation, biological process: axon guidance; negative chemotaxis; positive regulation of cell migration.
UCUUUCCUCUUCUCUCUCCUCUCUCCUCUGCUCCGUCUCAGUCCUGCCUGUGAGCACCUCCAUGGAAUAGCUGCAUUUUUUUUUCUCUGCCGAGGCUGCAGGAGUCCGGAGACCCCCGUGGGGGGGCUUGGAGAGGAACAAGUUUGGCGGAUCUGUCUCCUUCAACUGGGAUCAUCUCUGGAGGAAGCUCGUGGAAGUGCUGACCGGCUGAGGGACCUACGUGGGGCGGUUAUGGGCAGACCAGAGGGGUUGGCCAGACCACCUCUGGUAUCAGCCAUGACACUUUGCCUCCUUGCUCUGCUGGUGCUGCUGUGCUGCAGCGUCUCCAGCCUCCCUCCACCUCUGCCAAGAGUCUUCCUUUCCUUUGAAGAGCUUCAGGCCUCUCAGGCCUUUGAACACUAUCGAAUAUCUGACAAGCCCAUGGACUACAGGAUCCUGCACAUGGACGAGGACCAGGAUAGGAUGUAUGUGGGCUGCAAGGACCACGUCCUCUCCAUGGACAUCAAUAACAUCACCCAUGGCUCGCUGAAGGUGUUCUGGCCGGCGUCUGCCAGCAAAAUAGAAGAGUGUCAAAUGGCAGGAAAGGACCCAACACACGGCUGUGGGAACUUCAUCCGGGUGGUGCAGCCGUACAACAGAACCCAUAUGUUCAUGUGCGGCAGCGGCGCCUACAGUCCCGUCUGCGUGUUCAUCAACCGCGGACGCAGACCUGAGGAACAAGUGUUCUUCAUUGACUCCCGGAGUGAACCGGGAAAAGGGAGAUGUUCCUUCAAUCCUCAAGUGAAUACAGUCUCUGUCAUGAUCAACCAGGAGCUGUUCUCAGGCGUGUACAUCGACUUCAUGGGGACGGAUGCUGCCAUCUUCAGGAGCCUGACCAAGAGGAACCCAGUGCGAACAGAUCAGCACAACUCCAAAUGGCUCAGCGAGCCUUUCUUUAUCGAUGCCCACCUCCUUCCGGACGGAACAGACCCGAACGAUGCAAAACUCUACUUCUUUUUCCGGGAAAGGCUGACAGACAACAGCGGGAACACUAAAAAUAUCCACACCAUGGUUGCCAGAGUGUGUCCAAACGACAUCGGUGGACAGCGCAGCCUCGUGAACAAGUGGACCACCUUCCUCAAAGCAAGGAUGGUGUGCUCCGUGCUGGAGGAGGACGGCACAGAGACCCACUUUGAUGAACUUGAGAGUGUGUUUUUGCUGGAAACCGAGCAACCCAAGGGCCUGUUGGUGUUCGGGGUCUUCACAUCUACAAGCUCUGUUUUUAAAGGCUCAGCCGUGUGCGUCUACAACAUGGCGGACAUCCUCACCGUCUUUAACGGGCCCUUCGCUCACAGAGAGGGCCCCAAUUUUCAGUGGGUGGCAUUCCAGGGCCGGAUCCCCUACCCAAGGCCUGGAACGUGUCCUGGUGGAGCUUUCACUCCUGACUUGCACACAACAAAGGAGUUCCCAGACGACGUGGUGAACUUUGUCCGCAACCACCCGGUCAUGUUCAACCCCAUCUACCCAGUGGGAAGGAGGCCUCUGGUGGUUCGCACCAACGCCGGCUACAGAUACACCUCUGUGGCCGUGGACCAGGUCCUGGCUGCUGACGGCAGCUACCAAGUGCUUUUCCUGGGCACAGACAAAGGUACAGUUCAGAAGGUGAUUGCACUGCCAAGCAAUCACUCCCUGCACGAAGAUCUGAUCCUGGAAGAGCUGGAAGUGUUUAAGAACCAAGCUCCUGUUACAAACCUACGGAUUUCCUCUAAAAAACAACAGCUGUACGUCAGUUCCGAGUUUGGGGUCUCCCAGGUCUCCCUGCACCGUUGCCAUGCCUACGGCUCGGCGUGCGCCGACUGCUGCCUCGCCAGAGACCCCUACUGCGCGUGGGACGGCCUGAGCUGCUCUCGCUUCUAUCCCACUGGAAAAAGAAGAAGCAGGAGGCAGGAUGUCAUGCACGGGAAUCCUCUCACCCAGUGCAGGGGAUUCAAUUUAAAAGCCUACAGGAACGCCGUGGAGAUGAUGCAGUAUGGCGUGAAAAACAACACCACCUUCUUGGAGUGUCAGCCCAAGUCUCCGCAGGCGUCUAUUCGCUGGCUCAUCCAGAGAGACAACGACAGAAGGAAGGAGGUGAAGCUGAGUGAUCGCGUUUUCUCCACCGAGCACGGCCUGCUCAUCCGCUCCGCCCUGCCGUCCGAUCAGGGUCUUUACUACUGCCUGACCACCGAGAACGGCUUCAAACGCACCGUGGCUAAAAUCCGCCUGCGCGUGCUGAGCGACGCCAUGGUGAGCGUGCUGACAGACAAGCGGCAGUCGCCCUGGGGGUGGGCCAGCUCGGUGCACCCUAAGGUCCUGCUGGCGGCCUUUAGUCCUGCGGAGACUCUGGCCGUGCAGCAGUACUGCAAAGAGAGGAACCUGCAGAAGAAGCAGCAGCAGCAGCAGGCACAGCCGCCCGGACCCCUCAGGGGGGAUUUGGCCAAACUAAAGCCCUUAUUGGACCGAAGAAAGAGCCGCAAUAGACGCAACCAUCUCCCAGAGGUCUGAGAGCUGCAGAGACGGGGAGACUUUUGUACAAUGGAAGCAGUUUGGGAAAAGGAUUUCUUUGUUUUUGCAUGAGGUUGUGUGAAAAAGUUUCACUUAGACACAAAACAACCGGGAGCCAAGGAUGCUCUGAGACCAGAAUAACACAAGCAGGAGUGGAAAUACAAAAAGAAGAAACGAGAUGAUGAUGAAGAAACUCAUCAGCUCCUCAGUGGAUCAGCUGAAUAUUGACAUCCAAAGGAGGUGGUUUGCUUUAAAGAACGUUGCAAAGAGGCGCAGAGAAGAUGUGACGGUGAUGCUCAUAAGAGCGGAGAUGUUUCUAAAUGCAUGGCAGUCAAAUUCAGAGAAACUGUGUAAAAGUUGAGGCCAAAGGAUAUUUUCUGUUUAAAUGAGACAGGCAGUGUAUGGCAGCCCAGAGGAAACAACUAGCACCAAAAUUCUCCCAAAAAAAAUCUGAAAAUAGACGGAUUUGAACAAAAGAAUUCAGUAAAAAAUCAUCUUAUCUAUCCUCUUCUGAUAUAUUAUAAUAAUUCCUCUUUUUUUCUUACUUUUUUUUAUCUAAUUCAUUUUCAGAUUUUUUUUUUACUUCCUGUCUUCUGGGGCUUGUGUGUCCAUCUUCUCUACAGUUUCCUGGGAUAUUGUUUCUUUCUUACAGUCAAAUUUGAUUAAAAAAAACAUAAAAUGAAUCCUGAUUCGUUAAAGUUCCACUCCAGUCUUCUUUUAAAAAAAUUUUUUUAGUUAAGAUUGUGCAGUUUCAAGCUAAAAUCUGUAUUGUUUUCUAGGACAUAACAUAAAGUGGCAGUUUUUAAUUAGAAAUUCACAUCUUAGUUGUGGGACCGUUGGCCCAGAAGAAGCCCGCCCCCCUUAUCUACUCUCCUUUGCUGAGAGCUCUCUGUUUACAUUCUCUCCCGCUAGCUUACAGGUCCUCACAACCCCAACCCAGCAUUACCAGAGCAACAAAAACAAGUGGAUGCAUCAGAAUGGAGCAGAGCAGGGAGCUUGUGGCCAUCCCAGCCUAUUUUCUACGUCACACAUAAGCUCCUUUUCAGACUGUAUUUUUUUGUCUGCUCCUGAUUCACAAUGAGUCUCAUUAUAAGAUACUCAGACAUGCAAUAUUAAGCUUAAUUCUCUCUCUCUCUCUCGCUCUCUCUCUAUCUAUAUAUAUGUAUAUGUUUUCCAUCAUCAGAAAAAUGCCACAAGGUCAUGUUAAAAACACCUAAAAAACAGUUUUCAUCCAAAUGGGACUACUGUAUAAAGCUAUAACGUGGUUGUUUUUGCAUGAAAAAAGAGCUACUUUGGAAUUAAAUUUAUCUUUAAAAUGAAAAAUAUAUAAAAUUGAACAAAUAAAACAAAAGGAAGCAAUUAUAGUUUUUACAGUGAGGCAAUUUGAAAUAUUUCUGACCAAAUUAAGAAAAAAGGUCAAUCUAUAUAGAUGUUAUUGGAUGCUAUCAAGUGAAUAAAACGUCAAUAGAGUUCAAGUAGAGAGCACAAGUGAUACAAAAUAGUGCCAUGAUGGUAAAUGCUGAAGAAACAAACAAUCCCAAAAGUUUAGGUGGUAAACUUUCUUUAUUAGGUUUUUUUUUUUUUUUUUUUGGCCUCUCUGGGCUGCCAUACGCCUCAGCAGAAGCUUAAAUUCAGCAGGUGUGGCUGCAGACUUGCUGAUCUGUGUACUGUAUGAGAGGAUGCCUGACUCUACUCAACCUGCAUGUUUCACCAGCACUGAAGCAUGUCCAUCAUUAAUGUAAAGAGGUAGUGAAUCUUACCCACAAUGCAUUUCCAAACCCUUUUUUUCACUGCAGAAACUGACAAACGUCAGACAUUUCUAAACUAAGCUACAGUCUUUAUUAACUCUUCAAAUAGUGAUUAUCUGGGAAUUAGACACUUAGACUAUGUGAAUAGACCAUUUUUUUAUUGCUUAGAUAAUGUAGAUAGAAAUCUUUGCUUGUGUACAGAUGUCUUUUGUUUUGUUUCAGUCUUUUAAAUUAACUUCGCUUAAACAAAAAAAUGUUUCAACGUGUACAUAAAUGAACUCAUCAAAUGUCUCUGACCGUAUCUGCAAAUUGCAGAGAUUAAAGCUUUUAUUUUGAAAACCUUUUCUCAUACCGAUUCAGGAUGACCUGUGCCAUGAAACAUGCAUUUGUAUUUAUUAAUAGCCUGAAUAAAUCUGUUCCAAUGAAUUUCUCAUUAAGGCCAUGACUUGUUUUUAAUUUUUUUUUAUCAGUAGAUUCUUUUUUUUCAUUAUAAGUUGAUUAAUCUUUUUUUAAAUAUACAGCAGUGGAUUUCCUGUCGAGUGGAGGCACUACACGCUAAACAGAAAGGCUUCUACUUUUUUAAAAGUUUAAUAUACUUGAUUUUAGGUAUAAAGCAGUAAAAGUGAAAGAAAAGAAAAGACGAAAGGUCAAAGAAGAAAAUAAAAUUGUUUGCAAAAGUAUUGGCUAAAGUAUUUAAUGAUUUGUUAGAAGUGGGUUGUUAAAGUUAAUCUACAGAGCCCUCCACGUGCCGGUCGUUAAAAAAAAAAAAAAAA